This is a messenger RNA of Arachis duranensis, 866 nucleotides long. Its product is annotated as dehydrodolichyl diphosphate synthase CPT3-like. The record is from RefSeq and is a predicted model, not a curated record. Gene Ontology annotation, biological process: polyprenol biosynthetic process. Gene Ontology annotation, cellular component: endoplasmic reticulum. The transcript has 3 exons. NCBI's taxonomy places the organism in Eukaryota, Viridiplantae, Streptophyta, Magnoliopsida, Fabales, Fabaceae. Bases 1 to 708 code for a protein of 235 amino acids.
AUGACGCCGCGUUGCCCUCCGCCUAACCCAGCUCCUCAGCGUUGCCUUCUAACCCAGCUCCUCUUCGGCUCUUCAUCUUUGCUGGCUUCUCGGCACGGACCCAGGUUUAUCUUAGACACUUUUGAGUUGCAUUGCGGAACACAUCCAUGCACAAAUACUGGAGGUAUUACAAGCAACCUGCUUGGAGGUUUAUCCAGCUGUUUUAGGAGAUGCAUAUUCAGCAUAUUAUCUAUGGAUCCUGUGCUACAUCAUAUUGCUUUUAUCAUGGAUGGAAAUCGAAGGUUUGCAAAGAAGAGUAACUUGGCUGAAGGGAUUGGUCAUAAAGCUGGAUUUUCAUCUCUCAUUUCCAUUCUUAGGUAUUAUUAUGAAUUAGGAGUGAAGUAUGUAACUGUCUAUGCAUUCAGCAUCGAUAACUUCAAAAGAAAGCCUAAAGAGGUGCAAUCCUUGAUGGAAUUGAUGCGAGAAAAGAUUGAGGAGUUGCUUCAAGAUGAAAGCAUUAUCAAUGAAUACGGUGUUAAACUACGUUUUAUUGGAAACUUGCAGUUAUUGGCUGAACCUGUAAGGAUUUCAAUGGAAAAGGCAAUGAAGGUCACUGCCCACAACAAACAGAGAGUAUUGUUAGUUUGUGUAGCCUUAACUACCUCAUUUUUUGGUGUCAUUCCUUUUAUACUAUUUAACUUGAGUUUGUAUAUUAAUAAGAUUAUAUGAAUUUGAUUGAUCACAUUUAAUGUAGUUUUUUAAAUUUGAAAACUAUUUUAAUAUUUAUAUUAUACUAUAAUUAUAUUUUAGGAUGUUUAUUUAUAAUUUAUUUAUUAUUUUAUUUUAAAACGGUUUUUCCGGUUGAACCAUCGGUUAGACCAGUUGGA